Molecule: messenger RNA, 8263 nt
Organism: Rhea pennata
Lineage: Eukaryota; Metazoa; Chordata; Aves; Rheiformes; Rheidae
Gene: CNTRL
Product: centriolin
Exons: 45
Coding region: 349-7437 (2362 amino acids)
Molecular function (GO): protein binding
Source: RefSeq, a predicted model, not a curated record
UGGCCACCCGAGGGGCCCUGCUCCCCCCCCCCCCCGCACGCUCCCCCUCAAGCCUGCUCACGCACCGCCUGCCAGCGAACCAACAAAAUGGCCACGGCUCGGCUCCUCGCGCCCGGCUCUUAAAGGAGCCGCAGCACCUCAGGCCUCGCGUGGGGAGGAGGAGAAGCUGGUGGUCGCCCGGCGGAGGGAGGACGGGAACGCGAGGGAGCGGGGCGCCGCGAGCCGGGGCUUUCACGAGAGGUCUCCGGGAACCCGGUCCGUCCUGGCGGCGGCAGCGGGGCGCAAGCCGUGAACGGCGUUACCAUGUCAACGCAGAUAUUGGUCAUAUGAUAGCCUGCAUCUUCUGCAAUGAAAAAGGGCUCAGUACAAAAAGCAUUAAGUAUGGAAAUGCAGGUGUCGGCUUCUCGGUCACCUAGUCCAAUGUCUACCGUCAGUUCAAGUACCAGAUCGCCAUCAUCUCUUAGUCGACAGGCAUCUCCAUCUACUCGCAAAAGCAGGGACCGGAGACAUCAACAACUUGACAUUUCAGCAAGAAAUAUAGAAACUGCUUUUGAAAAUCAGUCUCGUGAAGGUGAAAAUGGUGUUAAUCCAGGAAUUAGGUACAUUACAGAAUCCCUUAUAAAAGGUCUGUCAAAACAGGAAAAUUUGGCAUGUAUAAGCUCAUUGAAUCUUUCUUUUGCAAAGGAUGGAGACAAGAAAUUUAAGUACAUAGAAAAUUUGGAAAAGUGCUCUAAACUAGAGACACUAAAUAUCAGUAACAACCAAAUAGAGAAGAUGGAGAAGCUGGAUAAACUGUUGAAGUUGCGUGAACUCAAUUUGUCUUACAAUAAAAUCAGUAAAAUUGAAGGUAUAGAACAUAUGCAGAACCUACAAAAGCUGAACCUUGCAGGGAAUGAGAUUGAGCAUAUUCCUUUGUGGGUAGGAAAGAAAUUGAGAUCCCUGCGCAUGCUUAAUUUGGAACAAAAUAAAUUAUCAUCACUCCAUGAUAUAGCUAAGCUAAAGCCUCUACAAGAUCUGACUUCUCUAUUCCUUGCUGAUAAUUCAGUUGUAAGUCUGCCUCACUUUCGCUUGUACACCAUAUUCCAUUUGCGAGCACUGGAAAGCUUGGAAGGACGGCCAGUGACAAAUCAUGACAGGCAGGAAGCUCUAGAGAGAUUUAAUUUGGAAGAAAUAGAAAAAUUAGAAAAAGAGUUGGAAAACACAGUAAAGGAGGUGGAAAACCUUAAAAUGAAACAGUCCCAAGUACUUGAGCAGCUUCACCAUCAAGAUGAGGUGAAUAAAUCAUUAAAAGAAAAGACUUUGCAACAGAAACAAAGCUAUGAAAAUCUACAGAGGGAUCUGGACACCAAAAAUGAAUUGCUGAUAUCUUGGUUUGUCACAGUUCCCUUUCUACAGAGCCUUUAUUCCUCACUGAAGCUAAAGCAGAAAACAGUGGAGCUAACACGAGCUUGCCAGAAACAGUAUGAAUUGGAGCAGGAACUGGCAUUUUAUAAGAUUGAUGCAAAAUUUGAGCCAUUAAGUUAUUUUCCAUCAGAGGAUGUUGAACUCGAUGAUGUACCUGGUGAAAGUCCAUAUAUUGGUAAGGCCAGAUACAAAAGAAAUAUGUUUGUAAGAGAGGGUUACAUUGGUAAUAAAGCCCAGCAGAUGAAGAUUGGAAAAAUACAACUAGAUGAAGAUGAUUUGUACAGGAACCCCCAGCUAAAACUGCAGCUUCAAACUCUAGAUGAACAACUGAAAGAUAAAGAAAUAAAGAUUAAUUCAGCACGAAGAAGAUUAGAAGAACUGCAAAGUGCAAUAACAAAUGCAGAGCAACAAGUCUUGAAAGUAACAGAGGAACUACAACAAGUGGAAGAUGCUCUUGCUCAGAAAAAAAUAUCAGAGGCCAAGAAGGAAGAUCUUGAACAGCAUUUGAGUAACAAGAUACAAAUCCUGCAUCAGCUACGCAAGGAAGCUUUAGAACUGGAAAAACAGAUAGAGAAAGAGAAAAGAGAAAUAGGGAAAAAGCAGAAAGAGCUUGAAGACUUGCAGAGUUUUCUUGCUUCUCUAAAUCCUAAAGAUCCAAGACAUGUACACAUGAAAGCUCAAAAAACAAGCAAAGAGCAGCAGCUUGAUAUAAUGAACAAACAUUACAAACAACUUGAGAGUCGCCUGGAUGAAAUGCUUUCUAGAAUUGCUAAGGAAACUGAGGAAAUCAAGGACUUGGAGCAACAGCUCACUGAUGGUCAAAUAGCAACAAAUGAAGCCCUCAAAAGGGAUUUAGAAGGUAUUAUCAUUGGAUUACAAGAAUACCUUGCAAGUGUGAAGGGUCAGGCAAAACAGGCCAGUGAUGAAUGUAAGGAAUUGCAAAAGGAUAAGGAAUCUUUGUUACAGAGACUGGCAGAGCUAGAGGAGGAAAGAAACAACCUGAAAAUAGUUGCCAUGGAUGCAGAAAAUAUGAGAAAAGAAAUUGCAAUGCUGGAAGGUGUACUCCAAGAGCAACGAGAAAUAAAUGAAUCACUUAGAGACGCACAAGGGGACAUCAGUGCCUAUGAGGCUGAACUGGAAGCCCAGUUAAGAGACAGAGACACUGAAGCCAAUCAGCAAAAGGAAGAGUUGGAAAGACUAAAGCAACGUAGCCAGAUGGAACGAUCAGCCCUGCAAGCUGAACUUGAAAAAGAAAGACAAGCAUUAGAGAAUGCUCUGACCAAAGCACAAAUAGCAGAAGAGAAGGAAGAAGAAAACUAUAAACUCCUUUCUCAGUUCAAACAAUUGCAGGGAGACAAUAACGUCCUGAAACAACAGCUUCAAGAUCUUCAAAAUCAGCUAAACCAUGCAGUUAGUAACUUAAUUCAUCCUGAGGAAGUUCUAGCUCGUAUAAACGAACUCAAACAAAAGCUUCAGACAGGAGUUGGAGAGAUUAAAUGUCAUAAUUCAGCCGAUGUUUUAGGAAAAAGCCUUGCAAAUUUGCAGAAGGAAUUUAAUAACAUCCUCGCCGAUGCACAGAGAGAAAGAGAGAAAGCAUGGGCUAGAGAGAGAAAAUUGCAGGAAGAAAUGGUAUCUCAACAGGAUAAGCUGGAAGAUGUACAGGAAAAAUAUAGACAGGUUAAAUCUGAAAACAGGCAGAAUGAGAACAAGGUCCAGCAGUUAGAAAAUGAAAUUCAACAUUUACAUGAAAAAAUAAAGGGCAUGGAAGAAAUUCAGGGCCUUGCUGAUCAACAGCUCCAAGAAGCAGAUGAGGAAAAAGAGACUAUUCUUGCGCAACUGGAAGACUUAGAGAAAAAGAAAAAAAUAGAUGAUGCCAGGGCAGAAAUGCAAUUUGUCAGUCUAGACAAAGAACUGAAGAAAUUAAAGAGAGCGAUCAUAACUUCGGAUAAACUGGCAGCCACAGAGCUCUCCAUUGCUAAAAAUCAGCUAAAGGCUCUUCAUGGUACUGUUCUCAGAAUUAAUCAGGAACGGGCUGAGGAGUUCGAGGAAGCUGAAGAGUUCUAUAUUCAGGCAGCUCAGGCAGCUCGAGAUCUUGCCCGAGCAGAAGCAGAAAUAGAAUUGUUACAACAACUCCUGAAAGACAAGGAAGAACAAUGUCAGCAUGAAAUGGGAAAAGCCAGUGAUAAGACUGAGUCAAUCUCUGAGAAGUUUGAAAUUGAUAAAUUAAAUGGAGCUAUGAAGCAACAGAAAGCAGAAAUUGACCGUUUAAGGUGGUUGCUGGACAACAUCAGGACAGGUAACAAGGAUGAAAUUGAUAACUUACAAGAUGAAAUUGCAGCACUCAGAAAUGUACUUUCUUACCAGAAUGAUUACAUCACUAGUAUAACAGAUCCAUUCAAAAGAAGGGGAUACUGGUAUUACGUGCCAUCAUCACAGGCCUCAACUCCUGCUUCUCACAGCACAAAAGAUUCUGGAGUUGGUUUACUGUGUUCUGGCACAUCCCCACCCAAAAAAGGGCAUGUUCAGAACAAGCAAAUCAGGAAGGAAGACUUGCCUAGUCCAAAAGGAUGUUGGAUUUAUUCACCAGUCAGAACCAGGUUGUACAAAACAAAUUCUGCUAAAGAGAGAAGAGAGAAAGAUGAUGCUGGAAGAAAUGAAGAAAUUUAUGCUUCAAAAGACCCUCCCUUUGUACCACCACCUGGUACAGUUAUUUACACGGUCCUUCCAGAUGGUGCCCCUGUACCUCAGGGAACUGUGGUUUAUGGCCCUCCUCCUUCUGCACCAGCAAAUGGAGGUUCAGUUGCUCCUGGAACAGUUAUCUAUGGCCCACCUCCUGUGGGAGCCCAGGUUGUUUGUGGCCCUCUUCCUGCUAAUUUCUCUGUCCCACUCAUUCCUGUUGGAGUGCUUCACUGCAAUGUGCCUGAACAUCAUGAAUUGGAGAAUGAAGUUUCCAGGCUAGAAGACAUUGUGUAUCAUUUAAAGUCUCGGAAAUAUGGAGAUAGAUGGUCAGGGGAAGCUGUCCAUGAAUACAGGAAAGAGGUGGAAAAAUUACAUCAAAACAUUGAAGAUCUGGUACAUGAAAGAGAGGAGCUGGAAUGUGAAGUAGCAGAGCUACGAAGAGCAGCUCAGAAACAUAACAGACGGAAGGACUUUAUUGACGGGCACACUGAUAAUCUAAUAGCAGAAUUACAGUUAGAAAAAUCUCUUAAACAUCAUGAAGAUGUUACAAGUGAAAUUGAAUGUAUAGAGAAGACACUUCUGAAACGACGAGCAGAGCUUAGAGAAGCAGACAGGCUACUUGCAGAAGCUGAAAUAGAACUUGAGAGCACACGGGGAAAGACCAAAGAUACUAUUCAAAAGUACAAUCAUGCGAAACAGCAUUUGUUCCGUACUGAAACUGAGGCAGAGGAGCUAGAGCGAAGGGCUCAGGAAGUGGCUGUUAAACUUGUGAAAGCAGAUCAGCAAUUAAGGAUAUUACAGGCAGAUACAAGGGAUUUAGAACAGCAUAAGAUUGAACAAGAAGUUAUCUUGAAGGAAAUCAACAAAGUGGUGUCUGCAAGAGAUUCUGAGUUCCAGUCAUUAAACCAGAAGAUAGAAAUGCUGACUGAAAGUCUUCAGAAACUUCAAGGAGAUAUUCAAGUUGCAGAAGGUAGUGAAGAACAUCACCUCCAAGUCCUUAGAGAAGCAGAAAAUAUUCUUCAAGGCAAGAAAACUGAACUGGAAAGACUGAAAGAUCAAAUUACUGCUCAGCAACAAGAGUUGCUUCUUCUGGAGCAACAGCUGAGUCAAAGAAAAGAGGAGCUGAAUGUCCUUCAGGAUUGUAUUUCUCAAAAGAAAAGUGAUCUUAAAGAAGCUCUUCGAGAUGGGGAGACUGAAGCAAAUGAAAAACGACGCCAAAUAAGAGAAAUAAGAUCUCUUCUGGAAGAGCUGAAUGUUGAGAGGAAAGAACUAGAUGUCCAGAUUAACGAGAAAAGAGCACAGCUUUUCUUCAUAAAGAAGGAUAUUGGAAAAGAAGAGGAAAAUCUUGAAGGAAUACUUGGGCAAAUUACCAAGCAUAAGAUGGAACUGAAACAUGUUCUGGAAAUGCUGCAGCUUGAAAAUAAUGAACUUCAAGGUCUGAAACUACAACAUGACCAAAAGGUCAAUGAACUAGAAAAGAUUCAAGUUGCAGUUCUAGAAGAAAAACUAGAACUGGAGAAUAUUCAGCGAUUAUUUCAGUGUCAGCAAGGAGAAGCAGAUUGGCAGAAACAACGACUUGAGAAAGACCGUCAAGAAAAUGAACACCUGGUUUCUCAAAUGCACACUCUGCGAAAUAACAUUGAAUCUUUGAAUAAAGAAAAGCAAAAGCUUGAAGAAGGCUGUCAGAGUUUGGAAGACAAGUUGUCACAAACUAGAAGAGAUUUGACUGCUACUGAAGAUAGCAGCAGAACUGCAUUGUCCAAUAUAGAGAAGAUGGAAAUGGAUGUAAAAAAACUGCAGCAGGAGAUAGAUCUACUAAACAAGCACAAAAAAUCACUGAGUGAAGACAUCAUUGUAACACAGAAGCAUCUUCAAGGAAAAAAGGAAGAAUUGGAAACUUUGAAAGGAGAAUUAAAUGACUCCAGACAACAACUUCAGCUGCUUGAACAGGACUUGAAAAAUAAUACAAGGCAUCAGGAUGAAUUGCUUAGAGAGCAGGCGACCCUGAAAGAAGAAAUCCUGGAAUGUUUGAAGAAACGUAAGGAUUGCCAAGAGAGACAGAAAAAGAGGGAGAACCAAUUGCAGCAGCUUCAGAAAGAGAUUCAAGAGAAGGAGACAGAACUAGCCCAACAAGAAGCGAUUCUUCAUCGCCUCAAGCAAGAUUCAGAGUAUGAAGGAAAAAAAAUGGAAGAAUGUACUGCUAAACUGCAAGAUCAGAAACUGCUAUUGGAAAAGGAGCUAACAGAUCAACAAAAAAAAUUGGAACAGGCAACAGCAAAAGUAAGACUGGCAGAAGAAAAGAUCAGGAAGCUGGAAAAGGAAGAAUCCUGGUGUGCAACACUUGAAGAAACAGUCAGAAAAAGCAAACAUCAGGUCUCAGAAAAAGAAUUACAGUUACAACAAAAGAAUAGAGAAAUUGCAUCUCUUCAAAAAGAACUGGAACUUUCAAAGUCUGAGCUAAAACAUCUCCAAGAUCAGCUAGCAUCAGAGAGGAAAAAAGCACAAAAGCAAAUCUUGAGUCUGAAAGAAGCAAUCAAAAUGCAGAGGACCCAGCUGGAAAAAGAACUGCAUGAAAAAAAGUAUGAAAAUAACUGUUUGCAGAAUGACAUAGCAGCUGUUGAACAAGUAGCACACAGUAACCAUGAACGAGCAAAACGCCUCAUUAAGGAGCUUGGCCUAAUCCAACGGGACUACAUGGAUCUCCAAACACAGGUUAAAACUCAAGCAGACCUGAAAAGUAGACAAAAGGAAAUAAAGGAUGCAGCAAAGAUGCUUAAGCUAGAGACUGAAGAUGAAAUUAGUACAGGGCUUAAAUCUUUAAGCCCAUCAUCACCAGAACUCCUAGAACAUCUGGAAGCAGCUUUUGAAGUACAGGAAAGUCUGCGUGAUAAAUCAGAUAACUUAGAGGAGACUGGUCCAUUUGCAGCUACUGACAAAAGACUACUCUCACAGGAAGAAAAGCUCAAUUUUUCUAAAGUCUUCUUAAUGGAUGAACAGUGGCGUGGAGAAGCUCUCCGAGAAAAACUGCAGCAUCAUGAAGAUCGGUUGAAGGCUCAACUCCGGCAAUGCAUGUCCAAGCAAGUAGAAGUAUUAAUCAGAGGAAAACAGCAAACAGAAGGCACCCUUCAUAGCUUGAAGCGACAAGUUGAUGCACUGGAUAACCUAGUCAGCAGUACUACUUCAGAGUCACUGUUUCUAGCCCAAAGCUCAUCAAGUCUCUCUCUUCGUGAUGCUCUGAAUUUAACAAAAACACAGGCUGCUCUGACAGGACUUAUUCACUCUCGUAGUAGGCGAGCAGGUAUUUCAGUGGCAUCUCAAACACUGCAAUCUUAUUCACAAGAAAUUUCUCAGUAGAGCACAGAGAAGUGCUGAUCUGCACAUGCAACUGUACUCCUUGGAGCUGUGCCAUCUUUCUACCACCUUUGAAGACUUCUACCUCGCUUUCUGGCCAACAAACAGCUGACUACAGGAUCUACUUAAUACUGUGAAGUUCAUAUAUGAUUAACUGAGCUUUACCUAUAAAGACAUUUCUCUUAUCUGGGGUACUCUGAACUCCCUCUUUUUAAAAAGAGAGUUAACUAUUGCUAUUUAAAUGUUCAUAUUUUUGGUCAGUUUUCACUUUGUAAGGAAAACUUGUAAUAAUGACAAAAGGGACAACUUUGUCAAAUACAUGAAUGCUUUAAAUACAGUUAUUUUACAUUAUUUUCUUAAAUAAACUUCAGUGACUUUUUUUUUAUGGUUCUCAUUUAUACUCAUAAUGCUAGGUGAGCCUACAGCGUUAUAGCAGCCUAAGCAGCAGCUCUAAGAAACUGCCCCCCCUCAAACUACAGCAUAAGUAAACAGAUCCAGAGAAUUACCAGCAGAUUAUUUCUGAGAGCAAAUAACACAAUCCACUAGUUUUAUCUAGAUACAGGUACUUUAUUUACAAAUAUUUAGAUUAAUAGCAUUGUUACAUCAAAUGAGGAGUACAGCAGUCCAAACAAAUCCUUUCUGUGACAGAAAUAAGACCUACUGUAACUUUUUUUGGGAAUAAAGGUAUUGCACCUUAAACAAGCUGUAGUCAUUAGAGAAUGUUUGCUGUACCCAAAUUUCAUUCCAGCAGCAGGUCAUGGUCCCUGGGCAAACCCUUUGUGGUGCAACCUUCUUUUAAGCAGGAUGCAUUAGCUAUAGAUCUUGGAAA